AGAAUCUCACUCCAACUCACACAUAGAAUCACUGUCGUCUAUUUUUGCACUUGCAAUGCCGGGCUCCUGAGACCAAUCGAAACGGCCUCACUUCGACGGCAUCCAUGACUUUGAGCUCCGACUCCCGCACUCCUCUGGAGUGGAAGUUCUCUCAGGUCUUCGGCGAACGACCUCACGGAGAGGACGUCCAAGACGGUUAGGACCUCUCUGUUUGUGCGUGUUUGGUUACUGAGAUGAACUGUAGCAAACGAAAUUAAAGUUGACCUUGAGCUUUCUUUGCUAUGGUUUCGGACCUGGGGGAAGUUAAAUUCUUACUCGGCCGGGGAAAGUUGUCUUGUAGCACAACGUUUCGGUUCAGGCAGAUUAUGCUAUUUACUCAAUAGUUGAAGGAACAAAAAACUCAAGAAUAUCAUCUUGAAGAUGGUUUUUGAAAUUAGUCCGAUACAUGGCUUAGCAUAGUUGAGCUUCAAAAGCAACUGAUGACACGAGGACAAUUUUUUUUUGUUUUUUGUUUUCCUUCCAUUUUCUCAGCAACCAUGCAAACCUUAAUUUUAACUAAUUUCUGAAAUGUUUGAUGUCGAUGUCAUAUCCACGAUAGCUUUCCAGAAGAGUGGUGAUUACCUCGCUGUUGGAGAUCGGGGUGGCCGUGUUGUAAUUUUCGAAAGGAAGGAUGAGAAAGAUACCUCAAACCAGCACCUUUCUAGAGAUGAGUUGGAGCAGUUGGAUUUUAGUUUCACACACCAUCCUCAAUACCAAUAUAAGACCGAGUUCCAGAGUCAUGAGCCUGAGUUUGAUUACUUGAAGAGUUUGGAAAUUGAAGAGAAAAUCAACAAUGUGAGAUGGUGUGCAACACAGAAUGGAUCACUAUUCGUCCUUUCAACAAAUGAUAAGACGAUUAAACUGUGGAAGGUCAAGGAACAUAGAGUGAAGAAAGUAAAAGAAAUGGACCCUAAUCCACUUCUGUGUUCAGAGAAUGCACUUUUGGCUGAAAGGAGUUUCAUGAAUGAACAUGACAAAACAUCUGUUGAUAAUGGGCAUAAUGUGGAAUGGACUGAAAAGAUGGCGACAAACAUGUUGCCAUCUCAAGGAGUGUAUUCCAAGAUUGCUAAUAUUGAAGACACUACUCGUACAAGAUGUCGAAAGGUGUAUGCCCAUGCUCAUGAUUUUAACAUCAACUCCAUCUCCAAUAAUAGUGACGGCGAGACAUUUAUUUCCUCAGACGACCUUAGAAUAAACUUGUGGAACCUUGAGAUUAGUAAUCAGUGUUUCAAUAUCAUUGACAUGAAGCCCUCAAACAUGGAGGACCUUACUGAGGUCAUAACAUCAGCUGAAUUCCAUCCAAUUCACUGCAAUCUGCUUGCAUACAGUAGCUCUAGAGGUUUUAUACGUCUGGUUGACAUGCGGCGUUCAGCCUUAUGUGACCACAGUGCAAGAAUAUUACAAGAUGGAGGGUCCCACGGGUUUAAAUCAUUUUUUACCGAGAUCAUUGCUUCCAUCUCUGAUAUAAAGUUUUCAAAUGAUGGGCGACACAUCUUAAGUCGUGAUUACAUGAAUCUAAAGCUGUGGGACAUGCGUAUGGAUUCAUCACCAGUUGCAACAUUCAAGGUUCAUGACCACUUGCACCCCAAGUUAUGCGACUUGUAUAAUAACGACUCCAUAUUUGAUAAAUUUGACUGUUGUGUCAGUGGAGAUGGAAUUCAUUUUGCAACUGGAUCUUAUAGCAAUCUUUUACGUAUUUUCUCCCAUGGUGUUGGAGGUGCAGAAGGGAUCACUAUAGAAGCUAGCAAAAGUCCCAACAGGAAGCCACUUCGUGGUGCUGCUCCAAGGGCUAGAAGGUCAUCCUUACGCAAUCUGACACGUGGAUUUUAUCGCCUUGGGCAUGAAAACUCAAGCUCGAGUGCUAAUGAAUUUUCUUCUAACUUAAGCUCCAAGCUGCUACAUAUGGCAUGGCAUCCAACGACAAACUUAAUUGCUUGUGCUGCUGGCAAUAGCUUGUUCAUGUACUAUGCAUAGUUUCGUGUACAGUUGUGCUCCUAGCAUUGAAAGACGGCCUUGAAUCAAAUAAUACCAAAGAGUUGUGUGCAUAUUUCUUAUCUUUCUGGUUCAACAAAUUUUACUUGCAUGUAUAUUAAUUGAACGGAAAAGAAGAAAAAGAUGCAGAAUGUAAAGCAGCUUUCUCUA
Molecule: messenger RNA, 2181 nt
Organism: Carya illinoinensis
Lineage: Eukaryota; Viridiplantae; Streptophyta; Magnoliopsida; Fagales; Juglandaceae
Product: serine/threonine protein phosphatase 2A 55 kDa regulatory subunit B beta isoform-like
Exons: 14
Coding region: 568-2013 (481 amino acids)
Biological process (GO): peptidyl-serine dephosphorylation
Cellular component (GO): cytosol; protein phosphatase type 2A complex
Molecular function (GO): protein phosphatase regulator activity; protein binding
Source: RefSeq, a predicted model, not a curated record